Molecule: messenger RNA, 1626 nt
Organism: Labrus bergylta (ballan wrasse)
Lineage: Eukaryota; Metazoa; Chordata; Actinopteri; Labriformes; Labridae
Gene: lnp1
Product: leukemia NUP98 fusion partner 1
Source: RefSeq, a predicted model, not a curated record
AUGUCUCUCAGGCUCCUGCCUGCUAUCAUCAUGGACAAUGAUGAGGACGAUGAUGGGAACUUCACUAAAUGGAUGAGCAGUUACUGGGGUCACAGUUCAGAGACUGGACACUCCAGAGAGAGAAAACGCAGCUUCAGAAGACCCGCAAAAACACAAGGUGACCGGAGAGCCUCACUGCCGACUGUGUCACAAUUAGAUGCCAUGAAGUUGAACAGGCUCCAUGCAGCUGCUAUGGCCCCCUCCCCGAGCCACAUAAAAAGCAGGGAGAAGGGAGAGGUCCGGCCCCACCAGAGAGCACGGCGCUCCUCUUCAGACGACAACAGCAGAGGCAAUUCGGCUCUACAGGAGAUCCGCUUCGGCACCAUCCCCGAGCUCACUGAGUCCUUUGAGAAGAGACUUUUUCUACGAGAUAAGAGGACCACAUCUCUGAAUGAUGAAGACAAACUGUGUCUGAUCUGUCAUGAGGACAUAAGGAAGAGCGGAGGAGGCAUUCAGGAGCUUCACUGUACACACAGUUUUCACAAAGAGGGGGCGCACAGGUUAGAGCAGAGUCGGCCGUGCAGCAGCAGUGAAGCAGCGGCCUGUCAGGGUAGGAGACCCUCAGGUGAGAGGAGGAGGUCUGAAGAUGGACCCAUCACCAUGGAGAAGGCGCCAAACACACCACGCCGUCAGCUCUCCCUGAGGAGACAUCGCUGAAAUCAAUCUGAAGGGAGGAGGAGGAGAAAACGGAUGAUUAUUUUUAAAUGCUCCCCUGAACUUUUGCUAAGUUAUGGUGUGAUGUAAAAGUGUAAGAUUCUCGAGGGUCCGACUGUGCCUGAUCUGAACCUGUGAAACGGAUCUGUGGGUCCGACCACUAAGUAAGCUUUGGACGCAUUACAACUGUCUCUUCGAUGUAUCUGAUGGCCCAAUAUUCAAGUAUCCGCUACACAUACUUCAUUAUUUUCAAGAAAAAUAAAUGUCCAAACAAACAGAAUUGUUGUUUGAACAUACUGAGAGUACAGCUCUCUGAUGGGAGACGGUUCCUUUUCUGUUAAUUGUUUUUUUUUAAGGGUUUGUGUUUUAUUUAAGGAUGAGCGAGUUAUGUUGUGUAGAUAAACAUUGGCUUAAAAAUUCCAUUGCUUAAUGUGACACAAAGUUUGACAGUCUUGUCAAUGGCUGGUUCUCACCCUUUAAUUAAAAGGGGCAACAACAGUGUGCAUAAAAAAAAAAGUACUGCAUUAGACCUGCACUCUUUCUACUGACCUGCAGGGGGCAACACCACUGGUUGUAAAAACAAACAAGAAAAGAAUACAAUUACUGCAAUUGGCACUUUAUUUAUGACCUUUCUAGAAUCAAGCCUUGUCAAUAAAGCAUGAUUUUAAUUUUGUAAAUUAUUUUCCCAUAUAUUAGAAAAUAGAUGAUCAAGCAGGGGGAAUAAGCAUUAGGGUACUGCUUACCUGUGAUUGACGCUCCAUUAAAGGGAUCACCUGCAAUAAGGUGUUGCAAUGCAUCCAAAUAUGGUAACCUUCAGUAAAAACAAUAACAAUGAAGGCAACAGCCAAAUACAGUUUACAAAAAACAUGAGUAACAUCACAGUAUCUACAUCAACUGUUAAAUAUAAAGUGUAUAAAACUAAAGGGGGUGCAU